Carica papaya (papaya) is the source of this 4339-nucleotide messenger RNA. RefSeq names its product LOW protein: zinc finger CCCH domain protein. The record is from RefSeq and is a predicted model, not a curated record. NCBI's taxonomy places the organism in Eukaryota, Viridiplantae, Streptophyta, Magnoliopsida, Brassicales, Caricaceae.
UCAUUUUUUACUUCCAUAAACAAAAUCACGAAAUAGCAUAGCCCGACGCACGCCUCUUUUUCUCCCUUCUUCAACAUUUCAUCGUCUUCCACAUUUAUCCCUAAAUCCGUUCGUGGCUCUCUCGUAAUUUCCACUAUUUUCAAUCCGAAUCACCCAGCAACUCUCAGAAUCUCCGGCGAUCUGGUAUUUGCGGGCGCCGUUCUCAGGGAGCGACAACUGUGUUCGUCUUGUUAGGGUUACUUUAUGUGGGAAGGUUGAACUUCUGUUUAAGUCUGGAAUUAGGGUUUUCGUUUUCGUUAUACGCUGCGAGUGCUAAAUUAUUUGCAGAGAGUUCAGUUUUUCCCGGAGAGCCGAUUUUUUUUUUUUUUUGAGUAUUUGUAAUUAGGGUUUUUCAAUAUCUUAUUCGGGCGUGCAGUUAUAUUUCGGCUUUGAUUUAAGUCAUUCGCCCGUAAGGAAUCUACAGCAAGGGUUUGAAGUGUUUAUUCAUCUCAAGUGAUGCCACGAAGUUCCAGGCACAAAUCUGGUAAGCAUAACUCGAAGGAUGCGAGAGACUACUCGGAUUCAGAGAAGGACUCCGGUUUGAAAGAACGAAAGGUGAAAGAGGAUGGUAGCACUAGAGUUUCAAAAGACUCCGCUUCCGGCGAGAAGCGGAAGCUCGAUUCGAAAGAUAGCAAAGAUUUGUACGGUUCAGGGAAUGGGGAGUACUUGGAGGAGUACGUUUCCUCAAAGCGCCGGAAGGAGAGGGUCGAUGAUGGCGUCAGUGACAGGUGGAAUGGCGGUGAGAAUGAUAGAGCCGAGGGUUCGAAGAAGUCAAAGGCAUCAAGUGAUUUGAAGAGUAAGAAGAGAGAUGAAGGUGACGCGGAGGAGUCUAAGAAGAGUAGUGGAAAGAGUGAAGGAAAGCACAGGGAAUCUAGUCGCAAGGAAGGUAGAGAAGGUGCAGGAGAGAGGGAGAGGGAGAAGGAAAAGGAUAGAGAUAGGAAGUAUAAAGAAGGGAAAGGUGAGAGGUUGGUUGACAACGAAGAACACCGUGGAUCGAAACAAGCAACUGAAAAAACUGAGUUAAGUGCUCAGGACCAGCUGCAAAGUCCUGAAGCAGAAAACCAGCUUGAGAGACGGGGUAGGAGAAAGAGGGAUGGUUCUGGGGACGGUGACAAGCGGAAAGAUGAUUUUGGAGAUACUAAUGAUAGACGCCUAUCUUCGAAGGAUGAAAGUGCCAAAGAUGGAAGACAUAAGGAUGAAAAGUACAAAGAUGAGAGAUACAAAGAUAAGUCCCGUGAAGAUGUUGAGCGAGAGAACAAGCAUCGAGAUGACAAGCAGAGGGAUGAACGACUUGUUAGAAUUCAAUCUAAUAGUAGGUCUGAUGAUAAGCAUUCACGGGAUGAAAAAGAUUCAAUAGAAAGUAGGCAGAAGAAAUCCAAGCCUCAUGAUAGUGACCAUGAUAGGGAUAGAGAGCAUGACCAUGAGCAUGAACGUGGCUUUGAUUCUUCACGUGAUCGUGAUGGACACUAUGACCGUGACCGAGAACAUGACAGAAGUAGAGAAAGGGACCGCGAUCGAGACCGUAGUCGGCGUGAGUAUGAGCGUGAACGAGAUCGUGAUUGGGAUCGGGACCAAGAGCGUGAGCGUGAUCGUGAUUGGGAUUGGGAAAGGGAUCGAGAUCGAGAGAAGGAUCGAGACCGAGAUUGGGAUUUGGAACGUGAGAGGGAUCGAGAUCGAGAUCGUCAUCGUGAUCGUGAUCAUGAUCGAGAAAUUGACAAUGAUCGUGAUAAAGAUGUUGAUCGUGAUAGUUCCCAUCUUGAGGAUCGAAGUGUUAGAUACAAAGACAGUAGGGGAAGGAAGAGAUCCCCUGAUGAACGUGAUGAUAUCAGUGAUACUAAGUCAAGAGGUAUUAAAGCUCACUAUACAGAUUUGGAAACCAGAUCUUUGAGCAAUAAUAGAGUUGAUGUUGAUGUUGAUCGGGCAAGGUCCCAGUCUCGGCAAGCUCAUGUUGAUGCAAUUGGUGGAGGUAGCAACAGGCGAAGAACUUCUCCUAGCUCCAGUUCACAUGGUGGCGUGGAUGAUUUCAGGCAUAUUUCAGAGCAAAGGUCCAAAACAAUUUCUACAAGAGAAGUAACUGGUUUUUCUGGUGCAUCAGAGAGAAGCACUAAGUUUAGAUCUUCAGCAGAGAAAUCCACAAAAAUGGAUGAUGGACAUUUGGGUGAAUUGUCAAUUGAGAGGUCUUCGAGUUCCAAAGCUUCGCCCAUGGGCUUAGCUGAAAGAUCUCCAUCUUCAACAAGUUUUGAGCGUAGGCACAUAAACAGGGCUGGUGCUAGGCGGAGUCUUGAGGUUGAAGAAACUGGACGGAGGAAUAGUGCAUCCAUUGGCUCCAAAGAAUUGUCUGCUACUGAUGACAGACCAAGUAGGGAUUUGCCUCUAGAGAAGCCUCUGGCUGAUGAGUCCUCACAAACAGAUUUGGCUUUCUACAGUAGAGCUAGUCAGAGCAAUUCUUCUUUACUUCCUCCACCCAUAUUCAGGGGUAGCAUUGGCAGUCCACUAAUUGGAUCCAUGGAAGAAGAUAACAGAGUCAGCAUGAAUACUCGUUACAAAAGGAGUGGUGAUCCUAAUGUGGGAAGAGGACAAGGGAAUGCUUGGAGGGGUGCCCCAAAUUGGUCGUCACCAAUGGCAAAUGGAUUUAUUCCUUUCCAACAUGGCCCACCUCAUGGAGGUUUUCAAACUAUGAUGCCACAGUUUCCAUCUCCAUCUUUAUUUGGGGUUAGACCCACGAUGGAUAUUAAUCAUUCUGGAAUCCCUUACCAUAUGCCUGAUGCUGAGAGGUUUCCUAAUCAUUUGCGCCCACUUGGUUGGCAGAAUAUGAUGGAUGGUUCAGGACCUCACUUACAUGGAUGGGAUGUAAGUAAUGGUGUUUUUAGGGAUGAACCACACAUGUAUGUAGGACCUGAGUGGGAGCAGAAUAGGCACCCCAUGAAUGGUAGGGGAUGGGAAUCCGGUGCAGAUAUGUGGAAGGGUCAGAAUGGUGAUGUGAGUAUGGACUCAUCUGCAGUGUCUCAGAAGGAAGAGUACCCUGUGCAGCUCCCUAUUGAUGAUACUGUAGCUGGGCAGACAGGUCAGAGUGAAAAUAAUCAACUUGCUCUUCGGGCAAAAAGUGUUGAACAAGGGCCUGAUGUCACUUCGCCAGCAAGAGAAUCUUCUAAAUCUUCACCAAAAAUUCUUGUUGAGAAUAAGUCUGAUCGUUCUAGUGAAUCAUCUGAUGAUAUUUUUACUCGUUGCACUCGUGUUUAUCUUUCUAAGCUUGACAUAUCAUCAGAACUUGCUGGUCAAGAGUUGCACAGCCAGUAUUUAAGCUUACUGGAAAAAGAUCACUAUUCAACUGUGGAGGAAGACAUUACUUUUUUUGUGAGUUUAAAGGAUGGUGGAAAAGCAGUGCCAAAAAGUUCAAUUAGCCUGUUGAAUUCUUCUCUUUUUCCUGCAACAAAUGACUUGAUUUUUCAGAGAGCUAUGGAUUUCUACAAGAAGCAGAGAGUUGAAAUGAAUGGCUUGCCUAUCAGUGGCAGGUUUGAUGCUCUUUUCACAUCCACUCAGGUGAAAGUGGAGGAGCAAGUGCCAAUGCACAAUGUGGAGAAACAAGAGGGACCAGUGUUCAUUUCUGAUGAAGAGAUUCUGAAGGCACCUGUGUCAAAAGUAGAUCAGGUGAAACUUGAAGCUGAUUUGACUUUUCAUCCUGAGGAGAAACUGGAGGAACCUGUCUCAGCUCCCAGUCUGGAGGUGCCACAUCCUAAUCAGAAUGGUUUAUUGAAGAAGGUUGAGUUGGGUCCAGAUUUGACCCAUGGGACCUCAGAGGAAUCUAAACCAAUCUCGGAUGAGAGUAGGGUGGUUGAUGAAAUGGCUGCCAAGCAGGUGAUUUCUGAAGAUGUAGGAGGCAAACAAGUUUCAUCUCCUGGUACUGCAUCACCUGUUAUUGCUGUCUCACCAACUGGCAGCAAUGAAGACGCAGGUGAGACCAAAAAUGCAGCAGAAGACCAUUCUAUUCAAUGUACAGAGGGAAAGCAGAUUUUUGGGGAUGCAAUUAGUGGUCCUGUAGUUUUUCCGGAUGCUUCCCCUGAGGUGUCGGGGGCUUUGAUGCCUGGAUCUAAUGGAUCUGAGUCUGAGUCUGAGUCUGAGUCGGUAAUAUUAACUCGGAUACAUCAUUCUCCUGAAAGUACACAUUGAGACAAUUUCUAUAUCCAUGUUUUUUUCUUUCUUUUCAUUUUUUGCGAUUUUGGUUAAUCUUGCUUUUCCAUCUCUUUUCUGUUGCUUCCUAUAUUCUAAAGAAAUAAAAUGUGAUCUGCUCUUUGGGUCCCCA